GGCGGCGCAGAAGACCUGCCUGCGCCCGUGCCUCCGCCUGUGCGGAGCCGCCCGGGCCUCGCUCCGCCCGCCGCGGGCUGCCAGCGAGUGCUGCGGCUCUGCAGGCCGAGGAGAGCGCGGUGGUCGCCUGCACGCCCACCAGGGGCCAUGGCCGACCGCGGGUGCCCGCUCGAGACUGCGCCGCUGCCCGUCGAGGUGCGCGAGAGCCUGGCGGAGCUGGAGCUGGAGCUGUCGGAAGGUGACAUCACUCAAAAAGGGUAUGAGAAGAAAAGGGCCAAGCUCCUGGCUCGCUACAUUCCGCUCAUCCAAGGGAUAGACCCAUGUCUGCAAUCAGAGAGCAGAGUCCCUGGGCCCUCGCUGACCACUGCUGUACUCCAGCCACAGAGGUCUCGGCCCACCACCGCCAGGGAUGAACGUUUCCGCUCAGAUGUCCACACGGAGGCCGUGCAAGCAGCCCUGGCCAAGUACAAAGAGAGGAGGAUGCCGAUGCCCUCGAAGAGACGUUCCGUCCUGGCGCACUCCUCCGUGGACGCCUACACCCCCCCAGACACAUCGUCCGCUUCAGAAGAUGAGGGUUCUGUGCAUCGGCCUGGGCAGCUCAGCUCCACUGUGCUCCAGAGUCACCCCGGAGCAGAGCCCUGGCUCGACCGGGUCAUUCAGGGCUCCUCCACCUCAUCUUCCGCAUCCUCCACCUCAUCUCACCCGGGAGGCAGACCCGCCGCCGCGCUCUCAGACCUUGCAGCCCACGCCCACAUAGCAGAUCUGCACUCUGCCCCUCCUGACGUCACCACAGGCCUCGUGGACCGUCCGCACUGUGAACGUCCCCAGGUGGCUUCUGUGAGGGCUGCUCCUCGGGGGUACGGCGGGAGCAUCCUGGAAACAGCAGAUGGUGUCCCUGUGCACAGCAGAGUGUCCUCCAAGAUCCAGCAGCUUCUGAACACCCUGAAGAGGCCCAAGCGCCCUCCCCUGAAGGAGUUCUUCGUGGACGAUUUUGAGGAGCUUUUGGAAGUUCAGCAGCCAGAUCCCAAUCAGCCGAAGCCCGAGGGAGAGGAGGUGGAGGUGCUGAGAGGGGAGCCCCUGGCCACAGGGGUGCCCUGGCCACCGUCUCUGCUAGCUGCCCUUCAGCGAUGGGGCACAGUGCAGCCCAAGGCUCCCUGCCUGACUGCCCUGGACACAGCGGGGAAGGCCAUCUACACCCUCACCUAUGGCAAACUUUGGAGUCGGAGUUUAAAAUUAGCUUAUACUCUACUUAAUAAACUGACUAGUAAGAAUGAACCACUACUUAAACCUGGAGACAGAGUGGCGCUCGUGUUUCCCAACAGUGACCCCGUGAUGUUCAUGGUCGCGUUUUAUGGGUGUCUCCUGGCAGAGCUGGUUCCGGUCCCCAUAGAAGUGCCAUUGACAAGAAAGGAUGCAGGCAGCCAGCAGGUUGGGUUUCUGCUGGGCAGCUGUGGUGUCACCCUGGCCCUAACUACAGAUGCGUGUCAGAAGGGCCUGCCCAAGUCACAGACGGGAGAGGUGGUGACCUUCAAAGGCUGGCCCCCCCUCGCCUGGCUGGUGAUCGACGGGAAGCAUUUGGCCAAACCCCCCAAGGACUGGCUCCCUCUGGCUCAGGACACCGGGGCUGGGACUGCCUACAUCGAGUAUAAGACCAGCAAAGAAGGCAGCACCGUGGGGGUGACGGUGUCCCACACGUCCCUGCUGGCACAGUGCCGGGCUCUGACCCAGGCCUGCGGGUACUCAGAAGCUGAAACGCUAACAAACGUGCUGGACUUCAAGAGGGAUGCUGGUCUGUGGCACGGCGUGUUGACGAGCGUCAUGAACAGGAUGCAUGUGGUCAGCAUCCCGUACGCGCUCAUGAAAGCCAACCCACUCUCCUGGAUCCAGAAAGUGUGCUCCUAUAAAGCCCGGGCUGCGCUGGUGAAGUCCCGCGACAUGCACUGGUCUCUGCUGGCUCAGCGAGGGCAGAGGGAUGUCAGCCUCAGCUCACUGCGGAUGCUGAUCGUGGCCGACGGGGCCAACCCAUGGUCCAUAUCCUCCUGCGAUGCCUUCCUCAACGUCUUCCAGUCCCGAGGCUUGAGGCCAGAGGCCAUCUGCCCCUGUGCCAGUUCUCCUGAGGCCCUGACGGUCGCCAUCCGCAGGCCGCCUGACCUGGGGGGACCUCCUCCAAGGAAAGCUGUGCUGUCCAUGCAUGGCCUGAGCUACGGCGUGGUCAGAGUUGACACUGAGGAGAAGCUGUCUGUCCUCACUGUCCAGGACGUGGGCCAGGUGAUGCCUGGAGCUAGUGUGUGUGUUGUGAAGGUUGAAGGUACCCCGUAUCUUUGCAAGACUGAUGAAGUUGGAGAGAUCUGUGUUAGUUCCAGUGCAACUGGAACAGCAUACUACGGAUUACCUGGAAUCACAAAAAGUGUGUUUGAGACUGUCCCUGUCACAGUAGGAGGAGCCCCUGUCUCUGAGAGGCCUUUCACCAGGACAGGCCUGCUGGGCUUCAUUGGGCCUGACAACCUGGUCUUCGUCGUGGGCAAGCUCGACGGGCUGAUGGUCGUGGGAGUCCGCCGACACAACGCAGAUGACGUCGUGGCCACCGCUCUGGCCGUGGAGCCCAUGAAGUUUGUCUACAGAGGCAGGAUUGCUGUGUUCUCUGUGACUGUGCUGCAUGAUGACCGGAUUGUCCUGGUGGCUGAGCAGCGGCCCGACGCCUCUGAGGAGGACAGCUUCCAGUGGAUGAGCCGCGUGCUGCAGGCCAUCGACAGCAUCCACCAGGUGGGCGUGUACUGUCUGGCGCUGGUCCCUGCUAACACCCUGCCCAAGGCUCCCCUCGGGGGGAUCCACAUCUCCGAAACCAGACAGCGCUUCUUGGGAGGAACCCUGCACCCCUGCAACGUGCUGAUGUGCCCUCACACCUGCGUGACCAACCUUCCCAGACCCCGUCAGAAGCAGCCAGAGGUUGGACCUGCAUCCAUGAUUGUGGGGAACCUGGUGGCUGGCAAGAGAAUCGCACAGGCCUCAGGGAGGGAGCUGGCCCACCUGGAGGACAGCGACCAGGCGCGCAAGUUCCUGUUCCUGGCUGACGUGCUUCAGUGGCGAGCGCAUACCACUCCUGACCACCCGCUGUUUGUGCUGCUGAACGCCAAGGGCACGGUCACCAGUACUGCCACCUGUGUCCAGUUGCACAAGAGGGCUGAGAGGGUGGCUGCUGCUCUGCUGGAGAAGGGCAGGCUGGACGCUGGGGACCACGUGGCUUUGGUCUACCCCCCAGGGGUGGACCUCAUCGCCGCCUUCUAUGGUUGCCUGUACUGUGGCUGUGUGCCUGUUACUGUGCGGCCCCCACACCCCCAGAACCUCGGCACCACGCUGCCCACCGUCAAAAUGAUUGUGGAGGUCAGCAAGUCUGCGUGCGUGCUCACCACACAGGCCAUCACACGGCUGCUCAAGUCGAAGGAGGCAGCUGCUGCUGUGGACAUCAAGACCUGGCCAACCAUCCUGGACACUGAUGACAUACCAAAAAAGAAGGUGGCUAGCGUGUUCAGACCACCCUCCCCGGAUGUGCUGGCCUACUUGGACUUCAGCGUGUCCACCACAGGGAUAUUAGCAGGAGUAAAGAUGUCGCAUGCAGCCACAAGUGCCCUGUGCCGCUCCAUAAAACUGCAGUGCGAGCUCUACCCCUCUCGGCAGAUCGCCAUCUGCCUGGACCCCUACUGUGGCCUGGGCUUUGCCCUGUGGUGCCUGUGCAGUGUCUACUCCGGACACCAGUCAGUGCUCGUGCCUCCGCUGGAGCUGGAGAGCAACGUGUCCCUGUGGCUGUCAGCCGUCAGCCAGUACAAGGCCCGUGUCACCUUCUGCUCCUACUCUGUGAUGGAAAUGUGCACCAAGGGCCUGGGCGCACAGACAGGCGCACUCAGGAUGAAAGGGGUGAACCUGUCAUGUGUGCGCACAUGCAUGGUGGUGGCCGAGGAGCGGCCGCGGAUUGCCUUGACACAGUCCUUCUCCAAGCUGUUCAAGGACCUGGGCCUCCCUGCGCGUGCUGUGAGCACCACCUUUGGGUGCAGGGUCAACGUGGCCAUCUGCCUUCAGCCCAACAGGCUGGGAAAGCUGGCUGAGCAGGGCACAGCUGGCCCAGACCCCACGACCGUCUACGUGGACAUGCGAGCGCUGCGCCAUGACAGGGUACGCUUGGUGGAACGGGGUUCUCCGCACAGUCUGCCUUUGAUGGAGUCUGGAAAGAUCCUCCCAGGGGUGAAGGUCGUCAUCGCACACACUGAGACCAAAGGGCCCCUUGGAGAUUCGCACCUGGGCGAGAUCUGGGUGAGCAGCCCCCACAACGCCACUGGGUACUACACGGUCUACGGGGAGGAGGCACUUCACGUUGACCACUUCAGUGCCAGGCUGAGCUUUGGAGACACACAGACCGUCUGGGCCAGGACCGGCUACCUCGGCUUCCUUCGGAGAACAGAGCUCACAGAUGCCAGUGGAGAGCGACACGAUGCGCUGUAUGUUGUGGGGUCUCUGGACGAGACGCUGGAGCUGAGAGGCAUGCGGUACCAUCCCAUUGACAUCGAGACGUCUGUGAUCCGGGCACACAGGAGCAUUGCUGAGUGGCUCCUGGUUCUCAGCAGCAGCUGGGCUGAGGCGUGGUGCCCUGGAGGCACAUGGCCCACUGUGGCACAUGCUUGUUCUUUCGCUUCUUGGCACUUUGCCAAUGCCUUUUGUGUGACUGCCUGUCACAGUGCUGUAUUCACCUGGACCAACCUGCUGGUGGUGGUGGUGGAGCUGGAUGGGCUGGAGCAGGACGCGCUGGACCUGGUGGCCUUGGUGACCAAUGCAGUGCUGGAGGAGCACUUCCUGGUGGUGGGCGUGGUGGUCAUUGUGGACCCUGGUGUGAUCCCCAUCAACUCCCGGGGCGAGAAGCAGCGUAUGCACCUGCGGGACGGCUUCCUGGCAGACCAGCUGGACCCUGUCUAUGUGGCCUACAACAUGUGAGUGCCACCGCCAGAGCCUCAGUGCCCCGCUGUGCCCUGCUGUGCUCUGCGGGUGCCUGCACAGUCCCCAUCGCUCCAUCAGGAAGCACUUCCGGGACUCCCUGAGAAGUGCUGGGACCUGCCAGGGAUGGUCACAGACACAGAAGCCAGCAUUUACCUGGAGUGCCAGGCAGAGAGGGCGGCCCCUGCUGCACCGCAGGUUGGAACUUCUUAGGCCGCACGCAUGGUUCUUGAUUUGUAAAAUUCAGUUAUUUAUUCCCACCUAAAUGACAAGUGCAUAUCAAACCUAAUUUGGAGAGAACUCGGAGGCCACGUCACAGCGGCCUUCUGUCACCCGGGGCAGAGCCCAGCCUGGUCAGCCUGCUGGGUGGGAGCAUGUCCUGGCCUCCCGUGUGGAUGGCAGUGGGGCCACGCUGGGAGCCGCUUCUUCACAGUCUCGCUGUGGAGGUUGUCUGCACAUGUUGUCACUGAUGCUCAUGAGGCCACCUGAGACCUUCGGUCCACGUGCUGUCCCUGCCCUCCUGUGUCCAGUUCCUGAGUUCUCGUGCCUCCACAUGCUGCUUCUCAUGGGUGUGUGGAACUGACAUCCUUACUCCCGCAGACAGGGCAGGAGCCCAGGCCCGCCCAGGGGUCCCCAUUGUGCUGACCCACCCGCUGGCUGAGGAGGGCUGUUCCUGUGGGAGGGAGAGCUGUGACCCUCCUCGUCAGCGAGUGCGCUUUGAGUUCUGUGCCUACGGAAUUUGGCCAAAUCGUUUCCAGUGAUUUCAUUCAAACUUAACAAGGCUAGUGAUCUGUUACAUUGAACCUGAAUCAGUGAAGAGAAUGUAAGAUUCUUGAACUGUUUAGAGACUCGGAGCUGAACACUAAUCUGAGACAAAAAUUAUUUUUAUAGAGCUGAUGAAGAGGAUAUGACAGGUGGUUGGGUUUUAGGAUUCAAGAGUGGGAAGUUAUGGACUGUGUGUGCUUCACAGAAAUAACCAGGCUAUCCUGGAUAGUGCCUAUAGUUCCACAGCGUGUCUGGCCAGCCGGGUGGUGCUGGAUGGCAGCAUGGUAUGUGGGAACAGACCAGAUCCUGACAACACUGUUGUGACCACAUUCAGAGUUCAUGUAGCUCAUUGUUGGUCCCACAGAGGUCUUCGCAGUGGAUUCAUUCUUUACCAAGAAUGGCUGAGAAGGGACAGAACUACCUAACCCCAAUCUUAAUGUAGUUUUAUAGCAAACAAAAAUUAUAAACUUUUUGUAUUGAAAGGUCAGUGGCAGUAAGACAAGGUAUCUGGUAAAUUAAGAUUUUAAGAUGCACAUUAAAAUGUUUUAAAAUUGCUCUCUGGGAAUUCUGUAUACACACUAAAAUUUUUAUAUCAUUAUGUUAAUAAAAGCUAUUGACUAUUUGUAAUUCUGCAUUUUGAAAUGUGUGAAAGGUUUUAUAACUUAUCCUAAAUAGGAUAUAUGUUAUGAUGCAUUCUUUCAGAAUAUAAAAACAACUAUGCUUACAGCAUAAAAUC
Messenger RNA from Urocitellus parryii (Arctic ground squirrel), 6481 nucleotides. It is a transcript of the gene Dip2a, whose product is annotated as disco interacting protein 2 homolog A. The record is from RefSeq and is a predicted model, not a curated record. Gene Ontology annotation, cellular component: cell surface. Lineage: Eukaryota; Metazoa; Chordata; Mammalia; Rodentia; Sciuridae.